AUGUUGAAUACUAACGCAACAACUCAAUAUGGAAAUUCUUUGCUCUAUAUGCUUCCACCUGGUGAGUUAAGUAUUCAGCCUUAUUGGAUUUUUGGCAUACAAAUGCUAAUUAUUCAAAUCAUUCAACGAACUUGGAACUACUGUAAACAUAAAACAUUUUUUACGGGCUUAGAAGAAUACUUUCUCGAUGACAACCGUCAUCGCAUGGAUAUUGACAUCCUUGAUUUCUUGUUACUCUUACCGCAAUUUGCUCACUUUAUUUGGUAUUGUUUUCAACAACCAAAAUGCAUGUCCUACCCAAGUGCUACAAUAUGGAAAUGCUACAAUAUAUUUGGAUACAAAAUGGCAAAUUUUAUCAUACCACAAUGCUGGAAUUCUUUUACCAAUGUUAUACCUAAACUAUUUGACUCACCUAGUACUAGCAGCUGGGAAAAAUAUUUAAAGGGUCCCGUUAUAACUAUGAAUUCUAUACUUGUUGUAGUAUCGCUAGCAUAUAUCUUUACAAACAUAAUACCAAUGUGCGGUGCUUAUGUAUGGAUAUUUAUUAUUUACCUUAUUUUUGUUGGAGUGCUCGGUGGGAUUAUUCUUUCUUUUCCGGAGAGUCGGCGGGAAGAAAUGACUCAUCCAUUGCGCUAUCAUCAGGAUCAUCAAAGCAAGACUGAGAGAUUUUUACAUGGAUUUAUUUACACAAUCAUCUUUGUACUCGGAUUCUACAUCGCACCGACGAUGUAUAACUACUCACAGUAUUUGUAUUUCGGUGAUACAUACCUUCAUUCAAUCGUUGCAGAAUAUCGGUCUCGUAAUACUGAAUUGUAUUUGGAGGACUUAAAAGUCACUGAGGCUAUAGGUCAUUUGACUUUAUCCCCAUUGAUAGAUUUAAUACUCAUUCCGAUAUUUGCUUGUCUACGUGGCAAGAUAUAG
Molecule: messenger RNA, 921 nt
Organism: Adineta ricciae
Lineage: Eukaryota; Metazoa; Rotifera; Eurotatoria; Adinetida; Adinetidae
Source: the annotation of a GenBank genome assembly